This is a messenger RNA of Pogonomyrmex barbatus (red harvester ant), 741 nucleotides long. RefSeq names its product arylalkylamine N-acetyltransferase-like 2. NCBI's taxonomy places the organism in Eukaryota, Metazoa, Arthropoda, Insecta, Hymenoptera, Formicidae. Gene Ontology annotation, molecular function: N-acetyltransferase activity. The record is from RefSeq and is a predicted model, not a curated record.
AUGCGAAGUUAUUCCAAUCAGCCGUGUUAUAAGACACGAUUGGCUUUACCAGUGGAUCAUGAUAGAGUGAUGACCUUCAUGUGCGAUGCGUUCUUCAAGGAUGAUCCAACUAUGGUGAACAUUGGUUUGGACAAGCAGGAGCCCGCGUCGUCGUUGCUGAAGCUUCUGUACGAUGAUCUUCAAGAGGGUAUGACGAUAAUUGCCGAGGACCGGGAUAAUUGUAUCGUAGGUGCCGCGGUGAACGCCGGUUCCUGUCCUUGGGAUCCCGACAGAUUCAUCGAGUUCGCUAGGUGCUGCGAAUGCGGGUCGAUCCGCGACGUGAUCGAGUUCGAGGCUUACGUGACCCGCAAGCCGAAUCUCUGGAAGCACUACUACGUUCUCAAGAUCUUCGAGUGCAGCUAUCUCGCGGUCGGAGCGGAUUUCCGGAACCAGGGUAUUGCCAGAAAGCUCGUGCUAGAUAGCUGGUAUCUCGCGCGCGAUUGCGGCUAUCGAUUGUUCCGUGUUGACUGCAACAAUAGAUAUAUCGCACAGGUUGCGAAAGGUUUCGGAUGGAAACGAGUAUGUGUGAUUCCUUUUCAUCAAUAUGUAAAAGAUGGUCAACUUGUUUUUAAACAUAUUAAGGAGCCACAUACUGAAGUAGAGGUUUAUAUUGAUCAAGUCACAUUUUGCAAGGAUUAUUGUCCGCCUUAUAAAUCAUGCAAACCGACAUCAGCGCCAAAAAUAUCUGAUACAAAAUGUUAA